Caenorhabditis angaria is the source of this 2570-nucleotide messenger RNA. NCBI's taxonomy places the organism in Eukaryota, Metazoa, Nematoda, Chromadorea, Rhabditida, Rhabditidae. The record is from the annotation of a GenBank genome assembly.
AUGAAGCAAGUUAAAGAAGAAGUAAUUGAUUUGGAAUAUGAAGAGCAAGAAGAAUGGAGGAAACAACAAGAAGAAGAUGAAGAUGCAUUGAUGGUUGCAAGAAGAAUUAAGCAAGAGUUCAGGGAAGAAUCGACAUCUCCGCCAGUUCAACAUCGAACGAAUGUCCAAAUUAUACAAGAGAAGUGAGUUUUUAGAAAGUUGGAAACUGUGAAAACUUAGAUUUGUAUCUUUAUUGGUUGAAACUCAAAAAAAAACUGACGUUUUUGUAAACCAAUUGCUUUAUAUAUUCAUUUUCAUUAUAUUCAUGAUUUGUCAUGCGUCUAUUCAUUUGCGAAAAAAACCGAAAAAAUGUAUUUUUUUACAAUUUUUUUCUAUUCACCAAAAUGCACGAAAUAAAUGUCAAUCGUGACGAGACCCACACACAUUUCAAGGAGAAAAAUAUGCGAGAAAAAAACAAGAAAUGAAAUUUUCGAAAGCAUGCAUUUUUCACACUCGUUGCCUUAAAAUGAGUGUGGGUCUCGUCACGAUUGCAUGUAUUUCGCGACAAUUUGUGAUUUUGGUGGAUAGAAAAAUAUUGUAAAAAAAUACAUUUUUUUCGUGCUUUUUUGCAAAUGAAUAGAUGCAUCAGAAUCCUUUAAUUUAACUUGAAAUUUAAUAAAAAUUUAGAUAGCGCAAUUUUUAAAUUUUAAAUUGUUAUUUUUAAAUUCGAUCUUGACUUCAUUCAGAAAUUUCCAAAGUGGGACACUCUUGAUUUAGAAUUUGAAUUCAACAAUUUUCGAUUUUCUGAUUUUUUGUUUCAGUAGUAGUUUUUAGAUGAGGUUAAUGAGCAUUGUUCAUUUCUGGAUAUCUAAAAAUAUAUUUUUCAAUAAAAUCGAUAUUAAAUUCAUUCUUUUUCCAAAGAUCCGUCCUAAUCAUCUCUCUCAAAAAUUCCCGCCACUUUUUGUCUCAUCACACACACACAUACACAUACAUAAGAAAAAAGGCCGCUAAAAAAUCCGGUCUUCACAUUUUGCACCAAAAAAUCUAUUUGUGUCGCGCGCGUCUAGUCUGGUAUACCGCAAAAAAAAGAAGGGGGGAAGAGAGAUAGAUAGAGCUCGGUUCGUUUAUUUAUAUUUCUGAAUAAAAUCUGGUUUUCUAUUUUAUUUUAUUCAAUUUUAUGUUAAAUUGAGAAUUGGAAAAAUAUGAAAGAAGGGAGCAAUAAUUUAAUUUCGUUAAAAAAAAGAGAGAAAAGAUUCCUUGGGGAUUGACUAUGAAUCAUUCUGCUCAUUAUCUGAUUUUUUAUUUCGGUUUUUUGGAAUAUGCAUACAUUUAGAGGGAUAAACUAAUGAGUAACAGUGAAAAAGGGAUUAAAAAUUCUUAAUUUUUUCCAGCAUUCGGGCUGAAAUUGAACGACCGGCUCCACUUGUCUUCGAUCAUUUUAUUUGCAUGCGAAUCGGGUUGAAUUCUCGAAACAAUGUUCAACGAUUAAUGGCGCUUUUGGUGAGCUGAGCUCAUUUAGAUUGCACACAAAAUGACGUCUCAUUUUAUACAUAAAUAUUUUUGCAGGCUGCUCAUGAAUUUGUUGAUCUGACUGUUUUGCCGAGCCCAUCUAUUGUGCAAGCACCAAUUCCACAAAUGAUUCCAAUGGGUAUGAAUGAGGGACCAACUUUUUUUCAAAACCGUAAAAUUGAUGAAACUUUAAGAGUAGCAAGAUAUUUGUGCAAAACUGAUUCAAAAACUGGUAUAGCUUGAAUUUAAUUUGGAACUCGAUUAGCAAGCUCCAAAUUUCAAAUUGAAUGAAAAACCAGAAUAAGUUUUCCGGCAAAAUUCUAAAUUCAAUUUUUCACAAUUUUCAGAGGUUUUUCGAAAAAAUUCUUUGAAAGUUUUUUUUUCUGAAAAAAAAAACAAUAAGUCAAAUUUUCAGGUCUACCUCCUCGAAUCAUUGCCCAAUGCCCUCAGGAAGCCACAACUUCUAACAUGAGCAAUACAAUUGAGGAAGAGAAUCGUGUGAAACAUCUUCAACAACAAAACAUCUCACGCAAUAGUGUGAAGAAAAGUUUUGUGAAAAAAAUAACAAGCCGCCCUGUUAUUCGACCCUCACCUUCAGCAGAUUGUGGAAUUAUACCGAUCACUAUGCAUUGUAAAAAAUGUGAUGAAGUAAUACCAAAAGGAUCACACGGUUCUUUAGCGUUGAAUCAUGUACAGAAAACUCAUUUGAAAAUGGCAGCUUUUCAAUGUCGGAUAUGUAAACAUUAUCGGACCACACAGGAAAGGGUUAGUUUUUGAAAUAAAAAACUAAGAACUACGGUUUUUUGGAUUUUUAAUUCGCAUUUUUUUCAGAUCCAAUCUCACGUUACCACAGUUCAUAAGGCAAAAUCAACAAAAUUCGAUUCCUCCUUAGCUGGUCCAUUAUCUUCAGAAGAUAUGAAAAAAAUGGAAGAAAUGAUAACUCAUUGUUUCCCACCGCUAAAAAUGGUAAAUUAAUUAAAUAUUUUAUUUUUAAUUAAUAAUCUUUCAAAUUUCAGCAACUUCAAGUAACUGAUCGAUUAAUUGCCAGAACCAUGGAAGUUGAUCUCUCCGGAAGAAAAUAA